AUGGGUAGCGACCUCGACGCUCAAAUCGAGCAGCUCCAAAAAUGUCAGCCGCUCUCCGAGACGCAAGUCAAGGAGCUCUGUCUCAAAGCGCGCGAGAUUCUUAUCGAAGAGGGCAAUGUCCAACACGUCGAUGCGCCCGUCACCAUCUGUGGUGACAUCCACGGUCAAUUCUUCGACCUCAUGGAGCUGUUCAAACACGGUGGUCCCUGUCCCGAGACGAGCUACCUCUUCAUGGGUGAUUUUGUCGAUCGGGGCUUCUACUCGGUCGAAACGUUUCUUCUCCUUCUCGCGUUGAAAGUGCGCUAUCCGGAUCGGAUAACGUUGAUCCGCGGGAAUCACGAGUCGCGGCAGAUCACACAGGUGUACGGCUUCUACGACGAGUGCGUGCGCAAGUACGGCAGCGUCAACGUGUGGAGGUACUGCUGCGAGGUGUUUGACUAUCUGGCGUUGGGAGCUGUGGUGGAUGGUCGGGUGUUUUGCGUCCACGGCGGGUUGAGUCCGAGCAUCACGACGUUGGAUCAGAUCAGAAGCAUCGAUCGCAAGCAGGAGGUGCCGCACGAUGGUGCCAUGUGCGAUCUCCUCUGGUCCGAUCCGGACGAUAUUGCGGGGUGGGGAAUGAGUCCGAGGGGAGCAGGGUACCUGUUCGGUGGCGACAUCGUACAGCAAUUCGCACAUACGAACGACCUCGACCUCAUCGCAAGAGCACAUCAGCUGGUGCUCGAGGGAUACAAGUUGAUGUUCGACCAGACCAUUGUGACCGUUUGGUCGGCACCGAAUUACUGCUACAGGUGCGGAAACGUGGCGAGCAUCCUCAAGCUGGACGACGCGUUGAAUCAGAAGUACGAGACGUUCGAUGCGGCGGCGCAGGAGGCACAUGGCGUACCGGCAAAGCGGCCAGCGCCAGAGUACUUCUUGUAG
This is a messenger RNA of Kalmanozyma brasiliensis GHG001, 918 nucleotides long. Its product is annotated as Phosphoesterase domain protein. Bases 1 to 918 code for a protein of 305 amino acids. NCBI's taxonomy places the organism in Eukaryota, Fungi, Basidiomycota, Ustilaginomycetes, Ustilaginales. The transcript has a single exon. The record is from RefSeq and is a predicted model, not a curated record. Gene Ontology annotation, molecular function: protein serine/threonine phosphatase activity. Gene Ontology annotation, biological process: peptidyl-serine dephosphorylation; double-strand break repair via homologous recombination. Gene Ontology annotation, cellular component: cytoplasm; nucleus.